AUGUCAGAUGCUGGCACGCUGCAAGUUCUCACGCCUGGUACAGGCUACGGGCUUGUUGUUGGGUUAGGUGUCGCCUUCACGGUGAUCAUGAUAUUUCUGACAUCGCUUCAAAAUCGAUACGGCAGACACAACACAUUCAAGUCAACCGAGGAAUUUAAUGCUGCCUCACGAUCGAUCAAACCAGGCAUGAUUGCUGCCGGAAUCGUGUCUAGCUGGACCCACGCCACGACUCUACUGACUUCGUGUAUGCUAGCAUAUCUAUAUGGUGUCUCCGGUGGACUGUGGUACGGGGCAGUCGGUACUUUCCAGACUAUGCUAUUUGCUGUCACUGCCUUUCGCAUAAAGGAACGCUCCAACAAUGCGCACACAUUUCCUGAAAUCGUAUUGGCAAAGCACGGAAAGCUGGCCCACAAGAUCUACACCGUGUUUGGACUCAUCACUAAUGUGAUCAACGGAUCGGCACUGCUAACUGGCGGUUGCGGCGUUUUCAACGCCUUGACGGGGAUGAAUAUAUGGGCGUCUUAUUUUAUUCUCAUCGUUGUAGUAGAAGCAUAUAUAGUGACUGGUGGGCUGCGGUCAACAUUUAUAUGCGACUACCUGCAUACAGUGGUCCUGUACGUGAUCAUCUUCAUCUUCAUGUUCUCCGUCUAUACAGCGUCACCUCACAUAGGGUCUCCCGAAGCGCUUUAUGAUCUGCUCGUGGAGCAAUCAGGGAAUGGGCACGCUGCAGGAACUGAAAACGGCUCUUACUUUACUGUCCGCUCGCGAGACAGCCUGGUAUUCGGUGCAACCAUCUUUCUGGCGGGCUUUUCUGGCGUCUGGACCGACCAAGCAUACUGGCAGAGAGCCAUUGCUUCAGCUCCCCACACGGCUGUGAAGGGCUAUGUUCUGGGGAGCUUGGCAUGGUAUGCAGUGCCGUUUGCCAUGUCCACCUGUAUGGGCCUGGCCGCUGCAGCUCUCCAGGGUUCCGAUGUAUUCCCCGUCACCCUGUCGGACGCCGAUGUCAGCGCCGGACUUGUCGCCCCAGCCGCUGCCAUUGCGCUUCUGGGCAAGUCGGGGGCGUGCCUCAUUAUUGUGCUCUUGUUCAUGGCCGUCACCUCGUCAACAUCCGCGGAAAGCAUUGGCGCUAGCUCGCUGAUCACCUUUGACAUUUACAAGGCCUAUAUCAAUCCCGCGGCAUCAACCCGUCGCCUUCUCUGGGUCUCUAUAUUCGGUCUCUUUGCAUAUGGAGUUGUCCUGGCCAUUGUGUCGUGCAUAUUUCACGCGGCUGGCAUAUCACUUGGCUGGCUGGUCAAGAUUUUCGGGUGUCUCAUGGGGGGAGGCUCUUUUCCUAUAGCUGCAGUUGUGCUCUGGGAUAGGACAAGCACUUUUGCCGCCCAGGCGAGUCCCAUCUUGGGCCUCGUUAGUGGGCUGUCUGCCUGGAUGGUGACAACCAAGGUGCGCUCUGGCACGAUCAGUGUCGCAACCACGGGAGACUCGUUCAACUCACUUGCUGGAGACUGCGUCAGUUUAGGCGUCGGGCUCGUCUCGGUAGUGCUACUCACGUUUCUAUCUCCCGAGAAAAGGCCCCAUGCCAAAGACGUCGGGCGCGUGGAGAGUAUGGAACCGAGCUCGGUCCAGAGUGCUGAGGGGGUCGUCGUGCCCGUGGUACAGGAGGAUAAAACCGAGGCCGUCUCUCAGCCUGAUGUGGAGGCAAACAUUGUAGAGAAACGCUUUUCAACCGAGCCCUACGUACCUGUUUCUGCCUUGAGUAAGGACGAAGUCAAGGCGCAAAAGCGGCUGGCUCUGGGUGGCCUAGCCUUCAACACCAUUGGUUUGAUGAUAUUAUUGCCAUUCACUCUGUAUGGGACCGGUUAUACUUUCAGUCUCGGAUUCUUCAAGGCCUAUGUGGUAGUAGCAUUCUUGUGGAUUUGGACCAGUGCAUUCAUCUGUGUCCUCAUGCCAAUAUGGGAAGCCAGAAAGGAUUGGACGGGGACGUGCAAGGCGAUUUUCAGGAACGCCACAUGA
Messenger RNA from Pestalotiopsis fici W106-1, 2007 nucleotides. RefSeq lists its product as uncharacterized. The coding region runs from base 1 to 2007 and encodes 668 amino acids. Gene Ontology annotation, biological process: urea transmembrane transport. The record is from RefSeq and is a predicted model, not a curated record. Gene Ontology annotation, molecular function: urea transmembrane transporter activity. Lineage: Eukaryota; Fungi; Ascomycota; Sordariomycetes; Amphisphaeriales; Sporocadaceae. Gene Ontology annotation, cellular component: plasma membrane. The transcript is spliced from 5 exons.